GUCUCUUUUACCCGUGUGUAGGGGUUUCAUACAGGGGGCCUCAGGACUUGGUCUUGUCUGUUCUGGGUGGCGGGGAUCACAGGUCCUUUCUAAUUUAAUUUUAUGAAGUAUUUAGUUGAUUUGUUUUAAAUUCAUUGGAACUACAGUUUUCCCUACUUAAGUAUAUUGAAUCAUGAAGUGGAACCUAGUGUUCCUUGGGCUCCUUCUGACCUUCGGGCAGCUGUCAUGGGGCCAGAAAGGUAUGGACAUCCCCGAGUACGAUGGAAAGGACCGCGUUCACGAUCUUAAUGCCAAGAAUUACAAGUCUGUGAUGAAGAAAUAUGACGUGAUGGUGGUGUACUACCAUGAGUACGUAGGAUCCAGCAGAGUCGCCCAGAAACAGUUUCAGAUUGAGGAGCUGGCCCUUGAGCUUGCUGCACAAGUCCUGGAGGAUCUUGACGACGAGGACAUCGGAAUUGGCCUACUUGAUGAGAAGACAGACAAAGCUGUUGCCAAGAAACUAGGUCUAGAAGAGGCUGACAGUAUCUAUAUCUUCUUUGAGGAUGAGGUCAUUGAGUACGAUGGAGAGCUUGCUGCGGACACACUGGUGGAGUUCCUCUAUGAUGUCAUCGAGGAUCCAGUUGAGAUCAUUAGCAAUGUGCGUGAGUUGAAAGGUUUCCAUAAUAUUGAGGAGGAUAUCAAGCUGGUGGGCUUCUUCAAGAGUGAGAAAUCUGACCACUACCAAGAAUAUGAGGACGCAGCAGAGGAGUUUCAUCCACACAUCAAGUUCUUUGCCACCUUUAGUCCAAAGGUUGCUACAAAACUAGGAUUGAAGUUGAAUGAGGUGGACUUCUAUGAGCCCUUCAUGGACGAACCCGUCGUCAUCCCUGGUAAACCCUACAGCGAGAAAGAACUUGUUGAAUUCAUCGAGGACAAUGACAGGCCAACACUGAGGAAAAUGCAGCCGCACAACAUGUAUGAGAUCUGGGAGGAUGCUCUUGAUGGUGAGCAUAUCAUUGCUUUUGCUGAGGAGGGUGACCCAGAUGGCUUUGAAUUCCUUGAAAUCGUGAAGGAAGUGGCAGAGGAUAACACCGACAAUCCUGACCUGAGCAUCGUCUGGAUCGACCCCGAUGACUUCCCUCUGCUUGUCCCCUAUUGGGAGAAGACCUUCGACAUUGACCUGUCCUCACCUCAGAUUGGUGUAGUGGAGGUUGAUGAUGCUGAAAGUAUCUGGUUUGAUAUGGAUGAUGAUGAUGACAUGCCAACAGCUGAUGAGCUGGAGGAUUGGCUGGAGGAUGUGCUAUCGAACAAAAUCGAUCCUGAUGACGAUGAUGAUGAUGACGACGACGAUGAUGACGACGAUGAUGACGAUGACGACGAUGAUGACGACGACGAUGAUGACGAUGACGACGACGAUGAUGAUGACGAUGAUGACGACAACGACGACGAUGAUGACGACGACGAUGACGACGACGACGAUGACGACGACGACGAUGAUGAUGAUGACGAUGAUGACGACGAUGACGACGACGAUGAUGACGACGAUGAUGACGACGAUGAUGAUGACGAUGACGAUGACGAUGAUGACGACGACGAUGAUGACGACGACGAUGACGACGAUGAUGAUGACGAUGACGACGACGAUGAUGACGACGACGAUGACGACGAUGAUUAAACUUUUAACAUCUUAUAUGCUAUGUAUUGUCCAAACUAAAGUCUGUCUAACUGCGACUGUCUGAAUCAUCAACGUUAUAAAAUUCCUUUAACAUUUUUUGUCGGAAAUCACGAGGUUAAAAAUGUCAUCAUUUAACUGUCACCUUGUUCCACCAUAUCUAGGAAUGCACUCAUCAUUCUAUCUCCCAUUGACCCGAUGUUUAAUUCAAAGACCAUGCUCUCUCUUAGACCUUCAGAUAUCACUUCCAAAUGUUGACAUCACUUAUAAAACCAAAACAAUUAGCAAUAUUGCUUCAGUUAAUUGCCAUCCAUUUCUUUCAAUCAUAAGGACAUACUGUAAUUGGCCGGUAAAAUAAUACAUUUGGGAAAGGACCUGACUUUCAAGCAUAAAAAAUGUAACCAAAAAUAUGUAAGAUCGUCAGAGGGAGCAGCAAGAUUAUUUUAAGUGUACAUCCAUCUGUUGAAUUUGUUGUUAUUGUCUCAAUGUUUAUUUGUACUAAUAUGUGGAUGGAUUGUUUGUCCCACUGUGAUAGGACCUAAAGGUGCUAAGCAGGCUUUUCCUCAAGGUCAUUAGUCAUACCUUCUUUCUUUGUUAAGACAGGAUGUGACCUUAUGUGACGUUAGCCGGAGAAGGGAUUGUCCAGCCUUCCUUCUGUGUCUAAAAAGUGCAGUAAAUCACAAACGUUUUCUACUGAAAAAGAAACAUUGAUAUUUUAUUUUUUUUUAACGAAGACAACUUGGUUUUACUCUUAAGUCUUAAAAUAAAAAACAGAUUGGAAUAAAGUGAUGUACAUUUUUA
Megalobrama amblycephala (Wuchang bream) is the source of this 2452-nucleotide messenger RNA. It is a transcript of the gene casq1a, whose product is annotated as calsequestrin 1a. Gene Ontology annotation, biological process: regulation of skeletal muscle contraction by regulation of release of sequestered calcium ion. The coding region runs from base 173 to 1654 and encodes 493 amino acids. Gene Ontology annotation, cellular component: sarcoplasmic reticulum lumen. Lineage: Eukaryota; Metazoa; Chordata; Actinopteri; Cypriniformes; Xenocyprididae. The transcript has 11 exons. The record is from RefSeq and is a predicted model, not a curated record. Gene Ontology annotation, molecular function: calcium ion binding.